AUACAAAUAGGUAACGCAAAACCCAGCAGAGCAAAAUCAUUCGAGAAGCAUGAAAUCGUUAGACUCCCACAUAGAGACCGUCCUUUGGACCCCAGACCAAAUCACCUCCCGAGUCUCCGACCUCGCCGCCGAGAUCUCCGCCGACCUCUCUCACCUCUCCGACCCUCCCAUCCUCGUCGGCGUCGCCACCGGCGCCUUUCUCUUCCUCGCCGACUUGGCCCGCCACAUCCGCCUCCCCGUCUCCGUCGACUUCAUCCGCGCCGAGUCCUACGGUUCCGGCACCGAGUCCAAUGGCACACCCAAGAUUUCUUCCGACUUGAAGCUCGACGUCGCCGGCCGGCACGUCGUCCUGGUUGAGGAUAUUGUGGAUACGGGAAGCACUGUUUCGCGUCUGAUUGAGUAUUUGGAAUCGAAAGGGGCUUCGUCUGUCUCAGUGGCUACUUUUCUUGAUAAACCGUCCAGAAGAAAAGUUCAGUUUAAGCUUCUAGGCAAGGGCAAGUUCUACCGAGGUUUCGAGUGUCCAGAUUAUUUUGUUGUGGGUUACGGAAUGGACUUUGCUGAACUAUACAGGAACUUGCCUUAUAUUGGUGUGCUGAAGCCGGAGCAGUACAAGUGCCAGUCACCCUGAAGAGAGCUAUUUUACUAUUAGUCUCGUAGGCAAAUUUCAUGGAAUACAUAUUUCACUACCUGGAUUGUAUCAAUUCUUACUACUUAGCUGGGUAUAAAAUGGAAUUUAGAUC
Molecule: messenger RNA, 740 nt
Organism: Fragaria vesca subsp. vesca
Lineage: Eukaryota; Viridiplantae; Streptophyta; Magnoliopsida; Rosales; Rosaceae
Product: hypoxanthine-guanine phosphoribosyltransferase-like
Exons: 3
Coding region: 50-628 (192 amino acids)
Biological process (GO): IMP salvage; purine ribonucleoside salvage; GMP salvage
Molecular function (GO): magnesium ion binding; hypoxanthine phosphoribosyltransferase activity
Source: RefSeq, a predicted model, not a curated record